Molecule: messenger RNA, 1788 nt
Organism: Leishmania mexicana MHOM/GT/2001/U1103
Lineage: Eukaryota; Euglenozoa; Kinetoplastea; Trypanosomatida; Trypanosomatidae
Exons: 1
Coding region: 1-1788 (595 amino acids)
Cellular component (GO): plasma membrane; endoplasmic reticulum; Golgi apparatus
Source: RefSeq, a predicted model, not a curated record
AUGCCCCCACGCAGCAACCCGGCCACAGCCGCGCCACAGCCUGCCAGCGGUGGCGGUACGUCCACCCUCUCGGCUCCAGUGUUGUCAUCGAGGUCGCCGCAACGAGCUGCGUCGCCGUUGCUGUGCGCGUCCUCUGAGAUACCGCCGUCCGCAGAGUCCUCCUCCGCGAGCGGAUCGUCGUCAAGGACGUCGUCGUCGUACUCCGACAGCGACGACGAGCCCCACCGCGCGCAGGGCGUUGGUGGUGGCGUCCGUCGCGCAUAUAACACUGCGACUGCCUCGGUCGAUGCCCCCAAGAGCCGCAGCACGCGGGCAAAACGGUGGCUGAAGAAGAAGCUCAUCCCAGAUUUCGUGCACGAGUACGGGCGCACCGUGUACGGCGGCAACCCGCUUUCGCAGCAGACGUUGCCCGGCAUUUUCAACUACCCCUCGCCCUUCAUCCUCGUGCCCAUCUUCUAUCUGUUGACGGUGCCAUUCCUGGUCCUGGGGGGGUUGGUGCUAGUGAAGGGUCGUGAGUAUGACAUCGUUGAGCAGGAAUACAGCCACAUCCACCAGUACCAGUACAUCCCGGCGAACUCGAGCGUGAACGUGAACCAUGGCAUCCGGCAGUUCACGGCGGACGGCGUGACGCACGCGCAGGGCACGCGGACGUGGCUGGAGAUCAAUAUCAGUCACCGCAUGAAGGCCCCAGUGUACAUGUACUACAAGAUCACGAACAUGCACCAAAACUACCGCGACUUCCACAACGGCCGCGCCAACUCGCAGCUGAGAGGCAAGCCGAAGGUUGAAAAGGCUUACCUGUGCAAGCCGUACACGUACCCUGGCUUCCGCAGCGACGAGGGUGAUACCCCCAUCACCAUCACCGACGCGACCGGAAAGCAAGUGACGCGGCCGGCCAGAUACUUCACGUACAACCCCUGCGGUAUCGCGCCAUGGUCCAAGUUUAACGACACGUUCAUUCUCUACCGCAAGCUGACGUCAGCGGAGGUGCGGCGAGCGAACAUCAAUGGCGUGCCUGUGCUUUACGGCGGCGUGGACAGCAAGACGCCGGUGGCGUUAAUCUGCAACGGCACCGAUUUUGGGCUGCGCGGCGAGCCCCUCAGCGGCAGCGUGACGACGAACAGCUGUUCCAAGAAGGGCAUCACCUGGAAGGCGGACAGUGAUAUCCGCUUCCACAACAUAACGCUGCGCGAGGACUGGUGGUCGCUGUACUACCCGUACCCGACGACUAACGAGUACCUGCGCAACGGCUGGUACCUGCACGAGCCGGGGCACGCGCUACCGGACCCGUCCGACUAUGACCUGCAUGUGUGGAUGCGAGCAUCCUUCACACCCAACUUCCGCAAGCUGUACCGCAUCAUCCACGUGCCCCUCCGCCCCGGCACGUAUCUGGUGGACAUCAGCGAGUUCUACGACGUGGUGAGCUUCCAUGGCCGCAAGAGCGUGGUGCUGCAGCACGCCAACUGGGUUGGCGGCCGAAACACCGUCCUCGGUGUUGUGUUCAUCAUCAUGGGGUGUGUGUCCUUUGUCCUCGGCGUCACCUUCACGGUGGAGUGCAUGCUGCAGAUCAACGGCGUGAACCGGUACAAGCACCUGCGCGAGCCGAAGCGCAGCUGGUACGUGUUCCAGCCGAAUGAGCCGGAGUUUUCGAAUUACUAUCAGCUGCGUCUGCGCCGCCACAUCCCGAUGGCGCAGCUGCAGUCGCUGCGCAAGGCUGUAGCCGAGCUGGAGAGCUUGGCGCGCGACGGCGAGGCCAACAGGAACGACGCCAACGGCCAGCGCGUGUGA